GUGAUCGAGCGACAGAUUCUCGACAUCAGCUAACAUGGAAGAGGCUAUAAAAUGCCGUCGAAUCAUGUGUCCAGGCAUCUCUUGACCGCAGCAAUCAUAACGAUACAAUUCUGGAACCUCAAAACCUAUCACAUCAGCCAGCUACCAAGCUAUCAUCGCCUCGUUAAUCUGGAACCAACAUGCCAACACCCCACCGCGACACAAUCUACUACUUCCGCAAUUGUGACCACAUUGUGGUAGGUAACCAACUCGACGCAGCCCUCGCCCCUACCGAACACCAUGUCCAAAUCAUUCCCGUGUUGACUGUAUGUCCUGAAUGCAAGGCUGCCGCUAUAGCAGGAGAAUUGUCUCCCAGCACCAGCCAGGCCUAUUCCUUUGGUCUGUCUGAGUUGGACUUGGAAGAACAUCUCUGCAUGAUCGAUAUCAAUGUCGACGACACAUCUUCCGUAGAUGCUCGUCAUUAUCCUCGUGCAUCUCCCCCACCUGCUCCUACUACUCCUUUUUCUUCUUUUCAUCCUCUCUAUUCUUCUAUCAACCAGGAAUUGUCCAGCUACGGAGCCUCCAAUUCUGAAAGCAGCUAUGUCGUGAUAAGCUCCUCUGAACCGUCUAGCAAUAACUCCCAAUUACAGGGGUUGUUCAUUGGGGGACCACCUGCCUCUGAGAGGAGUUAUGUCGUGAUAAACUCGUCUCACUCUCAUUCUAAUGACACGAGUUCACACCAAGAACAAUAUGACGCCGACCUGAGCAGCUUUGAAGCCAUCAUCCCUGGCUCUAAUCACAGCCUGGCACAUCGUCACAGUCAUCGAACCACGCACUUCAAUACCUCUCGACCAAGCAGAAAAACGUCGAAAAAGGGCCACAAACACUCCAAACGCAGAAGAGAGCGAAAAUCCCCUCACCUAUUGCCCUACCACCAGCAAAGGCUCCGUUCAGUCCACGACGGUACGAUAAUCAAAUACGGACGACAAAUGGUUUAUCCUAACAGACACAUCUCUUCUCUAUCGUCAGUAUCUGAGCGGAUUCUGAAACGGAGGCAUUGCAACUGGGUGCGCGCGAUUGUACUUCAAUUCGAGCCUGGUCUUUUCCGGAUGGUUAAGAGGGAUGAUGAUUAUGAGGAUCCUACGAUCGGGAUGAGUGUAGACGAGGAAUUAAAUUAUUAUGAUAGAAAGUUGUGUGGAUAUGCGAAGGUGAUCAGGGAGUGGCGGCGUAGGGGGAGGAAUGUUGACGUAUGACAAUACUAGAAUUGGACUAUAGAGUAUGAUAUACUGAUACCAAUGUUGUAUUGCCUAGUUAUUGGCUACUAUUUGAAAGA
Molecule: messenger RNA, 1312 nt
Organism: Talaromyces proteolyticus
Lineage: Eukaryota; Fungi; Ascomycota; Eurotiomycetes; Eurotiales; Trichocomaceae
Exons: 1
Coding region: 180-1232 (350 amino acids)
Source: RefSeq, a predicted model, not a curated record